UGAGCGCUACCUUUACCAUAGUACGGACGCACAUUCUCGCUAUCAGGCUAAAUAUUGCAACUGAACCUUUGCUUUGUCUGUUGAUACUGGACAAGUGACACAUAUCAACGGUGAAAUUAGUGCACUGCACUGAGGUCGUGCGAUUCGAAAACUACAUUUGAUCUUAUCAAAGGGGCGAAAAAAAAGCUGGUGCACGCAGCUUCAGUCGUGCGUAUCAACGAGAGGAAUUCUAAAAAUCCCAGUGUGCUGCAGGGAAAAGUGCGAGUUGCAGUGAAGUGCAACACAGUGGAAGUGGUCAGGGCUGAACUCUAGGCUUAAAGUUCGCGAGUGAGUUGUUAUUUACUGCGCACGGUUGAUUCCUGCUAAUUCUUUCAUCGAUAUCAAGCUACGCGAGGCGUGAGGUGUGGAUUGGAAAGUUUCUGAUAAAUAUUUAAUUUUAAAUUGCCGGUUACUACUGAACCAGCUGUCAAAGGUACUAACGCAAACAAACAAACGAACAGCGGAGAAAAAUGAGCAACGUUUGGGGAUACACUGAACUGAAUGGACCACAUGUAUGGCCAAAAAUGUACCCGGAAGCGGCCGGCCAGCGUCAAUCGCCGGUAGAUAUUAUCACCAAGAGAACGAAACAGUCGAGCGACCUGAAGGAAAAACCGCUCCGUUGGACGUACAUUCCGGAAAACACACGCAGUCUGGUCAAUCCGGGUUACUGCUGGCGGGUCGAUGUCAAUGGCAAGGGUUCCCUGCUGACCGGGGGACCCCUGCAGGACGAGGAAUUCAUUCUGGAGCAGUUCCACUGCCACUGGGGCUGCUCGGAUUCACGGGGCUCGGAGCAUACCGUGGACGGUGAAUCCUUCGCCGGUGAGCUGCAUCUGGUGCACUGGAAUCGCUCCAAGUAUGCCAGCUUUGCCGAAGCUGCCGGCCAGCCUGAUGGAUUGGCUGUGCUGGGUGUAUUUUUGAAGGUUGGAAAACCGCACCCGCAAUUGGACACUCUCGCAAAGCUGUUGCCGUUCAUCACACAUAAGGGUGACCGAGUCACCAUCACCAAACCGUUGGAUCCGGCUCACCUGCUGCCGGAGGGCAAAGCCUACUGGACCUACCUGGGCUCGCUGACCACACCACCGUGCACGGAAUCGGUCACUUGGAUUCUGUUCAAGGAACCGAUCGAGGUAUCGCACGAGCAGCUGGAACUGUUCCGCGAGAUGCGCUGCUACGAUGCCCGGGAAGAGUGUCCCUGCGAUGAUUCGCUUCACAAAACAUUCGAAUACGGCAAGGUGAUCAACAACUACCGGCCCCCGCUGGAGUUGGGCAACCGUGAGCUGAGGGAAUACGGUGAACACUGAAGCCAUCCUGAGCCUACCGAUUGUUGUGACAGUCUUCUUCUGCACAGCUGAUUUAAAUUCUUCAUAAAAAAAACGAGAAGCAAUAGCAUUUCACUUGUGACUGCACGUGGUUGGUCGGUGUUUCUAUGCAAUCGUUCAAGAAAUUGAGAACAGAAGAUGUAGUUUGUAUGUGACGCUAUCCACUUCAAUAAAGAACAAACGUUCAGUGGUUGUCUCUCAGCAAACGGAAAUAUUUAAUUUAAAACAAUAUACUGUAACAAUAACCCCCAGAGCGGCUGUUUAAUCGUAAGGUGACAAAGUCAGGCGGCUGUUGUUGAAGUAAUCCGUUUCCAAAAAUGAGCUGCAAUACUUUGUCAAUAAAUUGAGGAUAAACAGGUUUUUUUAACAAAGUUAACGGUGUUUUAGAGGAUUUCGUUGAGGAAUUGGAGCAGUGGGAUCGAUUGUUGAACUUGUUUUCAUUCAAAACUAUUAUAGCAAGGUUGCACUAGUAAGCAUGAUAUUACAUUAAUAUUUUCAGUGCGACUGAUAAACCCCAAAACACAAAAAUCAAAAGAGCCAUGUAGUAGUAGUUAACGUAGUAAUUUUAGGAAUUGGUUAAGUUUGAAAUUAUAUUCUUUCUACACAACCCAAUAUGAAAUGAAAUUAUAAUAUGAUAGCGUAGAAGAUAUUUAGUCGAGUAUCGAAAGUGCCUAUUGUAAAUUGGAGUAACAAAAAGAAAUCGACAAGUUAACAUCCAGUCACAGGUUCAGAAGCCGUGAACAGUAUUUCGGCUUAGGCGAAAUGGUUUCAUUUAGAGUGGCAUUUGUUGCGAAUAUGAAACUGUUAGUUGUGUUUACAUAAUCUAGAGAGUGCUGUUAGAUAUUUACACGAGCACCUUAUUUACACCAGCAUCAUCCUUCGCAGAAAAUGAGUUGUUAAUCGAUUGUGCUAUAAUCUAUAUAUAGUGAGUGAAUUAUUAAUAAAGAGUGUA
Sabethes cyaneus is the source of this 2310-nucleotide messenger RNA. It is a transcript of the gene CAH1, whose product is annotated as carbonic anhydrase 2. Lineage: Eukaryota; Metazoa; Arthropoda; Insecta; Diptera; Culicidae. Gene Ontology annotation, cellular component: cytoplasm. The coding region runs from base 510 to 1340 and encodes 276 amino acids. The transcript is spliced from 4 exons. Gene Ontology annotation, molecular function: zinc ion binding; carbonate dehydratase activity. The record is from RefSeq and is a predicted model, not a curated record.